AACAUGACGUCCCUUAUCGGAGUCCGGGAGAGUUCGAUAACGUUUACAUAUAAAACGGACCCCCAGUGCCGAAGAAGAUAUCACUCCUGAACGCACCUUCUUCGGAUACACGGACCUUGCCUUCUCUCCCCGAAAACCAUCAACAUGAAAACCAUCUUCGUCUUCUUCGCCCUGCUGGCGCUCGCCAUGGGCGAGCCGCUGUGUGUUCGCGACGACUCCAACGGACAGCCCGCCUGUAAUGCCGAAGAAAUGACCCAACGCUUCUGGCGCAACAACUGGGACCCCACCGCGUACUGGGAGUGCGUGACGGCCGGAACUGCCGCCACUGCUCGCCGUUGCCCGACCGAGGGCAUGUUCGAUUCCGCGACGCUGACCUGCAUCCGUUGGGACCUGUGGGUCUGGACACCGACCUGCAAGCCACCGAGCAUGCUGGUUUAAGAGCGAAUAGCGUGUAGAUUACAUAUGACGCACGGUGGGUUGGUACUGUAGUGCGGUGCGGUGGAAGAUGGUUGAAUAAAAUUUAAGCUUCACACAAGUGAA
Messenger RNA from Aedes albopictus (Asian tiger mosquito), 540 nucleotides. RefSeq lists its product as uncharacterized. Gene Ontology annotation, molecular function: chitin binding. The record is from RefSeq and is a predicted model, not a curated record. The transcript has 2 exons. Bases 145 to 438 code for a protein of 97 amino acids. NCBI's taxonomy places the organism in Eukaryota, Metazoa, Arthropoda, Insecta, Diptera, Culicidae.